Molecule: messenger RNA, 1947 nt
Organism: Haliotis rubra (blacklip abalone)
Lineage: Eukaryota; Metazoa; Mollusca; Gastropoda; Lepetellida; Haliotidae
Product: trichohyalin-like
Exons: 6
Coding region: 79-1947 (622 amino acids)
Molecular function (GO): DNA binding
Source: RefSeq, a predicted model, not a curated record
UUUAAAAUCAUAUUUCAGAAAGAACCUAAGACUAGAAAGGCGGCUGAAAAGAAGGUCCAGAUUAGAGCCCAGGAGAAGAUGGUGGAGGAGCUCCUGGUGGUGCAGUACGGCCAUGGAGACAGUGAUGAGGUGGAGGAGCUGAAGCGGAGCCUUGAGGAGAAAGAUAAUGUCAUCAAGGAGAAGGAGCAGUUAAUAAAGGAGAAGGAGCAGUUAAUAAAGGAGAAGGAGGAAAUCAUCAAGGAGAAGGAGCAGAUGAUAAAGGAGAAGGAGCAGUUAAUAAAGGAGGAGCAGUUAAUAAAGGAGAAGGAGGAAAUCAUCAAGGAGAAGGAGCAGAUGAGAAAGGAGAAGGAGCAGUUAAUAAAGGAGAAUAAAGGAGAAGGAGCAGUUAUAAAGGAGAAGGAGCAGUUAAUAAAGGAGAAGGAGGAAAUCAUCAAGGAGAAGGAACAGAUGAUAAAGGAGAAGGAGCAGUUAAUAAAGGAGAAGGAGCAGUUAAUAAAGGAGAAGGAGGAAAUCAUCAAGGAGAAGGAACAGAUGAUAAAGGAGAAGGAGCAGUUAAUAAAGGAGAAGGAGCAGUUAAUAAAGGAGAAGGAGGAAAUAAUCAAAGGAGAAGGAGCAGAUGAUAAAGGAGGAGAAGGAGAUAAGGAGAAUGAGAAGGAGAAAGGAAGGAAGAUAAUAUCAAGGAGGACAAUCAGAAGGAAGGAGAAGAUGAUAAAGGAGAAGGAGCAGUUAAUAAAGGAGAAGGAGGAAAUCAUCAAGGAGAAGGAACAGAUGAUAAAGGAGAAGGAGCAGUUAAUAAAGGAGAAGGAGGAAAUCAUCAAGGAGAAGGAACAGAUGAUAAAGGAGAAGGAGCAGAUAAUAAAGGAGAAGGAGCAGUUAAUAAAGGAGAAGGAGGAAAUCAUCAAGGAGAAGGAACAGAUGAUAAAGGAGAAGGAGCAGUUAAUAAAGGAGAAGGAGCAGUUAAGGAAAGGAGAAGGAGGAAAUCAUCAAGAGAAGGAACAGAUGAUAAAGGAGAAGGAGCAGAGAAGGAGCAGACAAAGAGAGGAGGAUGAAAAGGAGAAGGAGGAAGGAGAAGGAGCAGACAAAGGAGAAGGAGAAGAUGAUAAAGGAGAAGGAGGAGACAUUAAUGAGAAGGAGGAGAAAAGGAGAAGGACAGUCAAGGAGAGAAGGAGAGAUGAGAGAAGGAGAAGGAACAGGAUAAAGGAGAAGGAGCAGAGAAGGAGCAGGAGAAUAAAGGAGAAGGAGGAAAUCAUCAAGGAGAAGGAACAGAUGAUAAAGGAGAAGGAGCAGUUAAUAAAGGAGAAGGAGGAAAUCAUCAAGGAGAAGGAACAGAUGAUAAAGGAGAAGGAGCAGUUAAUAAAGGAGAAGGAGCAAAAGGAGAAGGAGGAAAUCAUCAAGGAGAAGGAACAGAUGAUAAAGGAGAAGGAGCAGUUAAUAAAGGAGAAGGAGCAGUUAAUAAAGGAGAAGGAGCAGUUAAUAAAGGAGAAUGAGGAAAUCAUCAAGGAGAAGGAACAGAUGAUAAAGGAGAAGGAGCAGCUUAUGUCUCCACCAGCCCCGCCGCCGCCUUCCCCAUCACUGUCACCUCCGUCACCCCAGGCAACCACUCCGUCAUCACUAUCAUGUGAAGCUGACCUUGUUGACCUUGGCGGAGGGGUAAUGGUGAAGAAAAUAGUCCUAGACGCCUGCCUUUCUUCCGCCAAGGGAUCGACUUCCAAGCUGGUCAGAAAUUUGCUCCAUGCAUUUUUUUCUGACCAGGAGCUUGGGGAAUCUUCGGCAGAAGGGAAGGGGACGAAGGCUGCUUUGCCAACAAUGACAGUGGCAGCAAUAAAGGGGUUUGUGUUAUCAAAGAGCCCGAAGACAACAGAGAGAGAGUUGGUUCAAAUCAUCAACUGCCAGUGUGCGGACUCACGGAAAAAAAACAAGAACCGUGUGAUCACUACUGACCUCUGA